Scleropages formosus (Asian bonytongue) is the source of this 2256-nucleotide messenger RNA. Its product is annotated as four-jointed box protein 1-like. Gene Ontology annotation, biological process: cell-cell signaling. The transcript has a single exon. The record is from RefSeq and is a predicted model, not a curated record. Bases 454 to 1644 code for a protein of 396 amino acids. Lineage: Eukaryota; Metazoa; Chordata; Actinopteri; Osteoglossiformes; Osteoglossidae.
CUCUCUCUCUCUCUCUCUCUCAUACACACACACACACACACACACACGCACGCCCACCGGCGUGGCGCUCGAGUCACGUGCCUCCGGGAGCUGAGUCUCGAGCGGAGCGCAGAGCUCAGAGAUGGAGAGAAGCGCGCGGCGGAGCCGGAGACACGGCAGCGAGCCCGCGCGGACACAGAUGGUCGCGUUUCGUCUCCCCGCGGAUUAAAAUGACCCCCUUUCUGGCAGCGGAACUUUCCGGAGCUCCGAGACACGCGGCUCGGCGCGCGCCCGGCAACGUCGCCCGCGACAAAGGGCGCAGCGCUCGGGGCUGAUACUUUGUAUCGCUCGUCUCUUUGUUCCGCCACAACUCGCGAUGAGGCUGAGCGGCGCGUGAGUCGCCCCCGUGACGAGGAGUCCCGCGCGGCAGGAGCGAGUGCGAACCGACUCCGACGGGCGGGCGCGCGGGUCACCAUGAGGGCGCUGCCGGCCGCUUUCCUCGCGCUGCUCCUGCUGUGCACGUGCGCCUGCGUGCUGCUGGUGUGGAGCGGGCUGGACGGCGCGGCGGACAUGGGAGUGGACGGCAGGGCGGUGGAGCCCGGGUCCCGCGCGGACCUGUCGCCGAAAACUUUCCGCGCGCUGCUGGCCGUGGCCGGGCUCCAGAGAGAGCGGGGCGGCGGGACCCCCCACGUGGAGUCGGAGUCGGAGCCGGACCUGGACCUCGCGCUGCGGGACGAGCUGCUGUGGCCCGAGCGCCUGGACGCGCUCCUCCCGGAGGCGUUCGGCGAAGCGCACGCCCGCGCCUGGGCUCUGAAAGCCCGCCGGAGCGCAGUGGUCUCUCUGGAGCCCGGCUGCGGGAGGGCGUCCAACCGGCUCGCCACGUUCGCGGACGGCACGCGGGCGUGCGUGCGCUACGGCAUCACGGAGGAGCAGGUGCAGGGCGAGACGCUCUCCUUCUACCUGGCCGCGUUGCUGGGCAUCCGGAACCUGCCGCCGCUCGCGCUGUCGCAGCUGGACCCCGAGAGCGAGCGCUGGGCGGCCGUGAGGGGCGCCGUGCACCAGCUCGGCUGGUCCUGGGGGGCCGUGGUCUCCCUCACCGAGUGGGUGGCCAACCUGACCGGCGUGGUCACCCCGGCGCCCCUCCGGCAGCACGGCGCGGGGCUGCGACCGUUGCGCGAGGAGCUGCGCAACCGCAGCGUGCAUGAGGUGCUGGAGCUCGUGCAGUGGUCCGACCUGGUCCUGUUCGACUACCUGACGGCCAACUUCGACCGCCUCGUGAGCGGCCUCUUCAGCCUGCAGUGGGACGCGCGCGUCAUGGAGCGGGACGCGAGCAACCUGCAGAGGACGCCGCGCGGCGCGCUCCUGCUGCUCGACAACGAGGCCGGCCUCGUGCACGGCUACCGCGUGCUGCCCAUGUGGGAGGGCUACCACGGCGCCCUGCUGCGCUCGGUGUGCCUCUUCAGGGAGAGCACGGCGCGGCGCGUGGCCGAGUUGCAGCGCGCGCGCGACGCCGGCGCCCGCCUUCGCGAGCUGUACGUGGAGGGCGAGCCGCUGGCCCGCGCGCUGGGCUUCCUCUCCGACGAGCACGAGCGCGUCCUGCAGGACAGGGUGGACCGCGUCCACAGACACAUCGUGCACUGCAAGGAGCGCCACGGACGCGCGUGAUCGCCCGCGGCAGUGCCGUGCGUGACCCGGCUGACUCCUCCCCGUGGGUGAUCCGCUCUCCUACCUCUCGCGGGCCAACAUUCCGUUCGUGGUCACGGCCCGAGACGCGCUUUUGCCCCACGCAGAAAAAUACCCACCACACUUUUAAUUGAAGCCUUAAAAGUCGCAAUUAUUUCAUAAAGGAAUUAAUGUGUCGGGAGCGCGCAGACGCGCGGCAGGACUGCGUGGCACGAGGACAAAGGAACACUUAAGGAGUCAACAGGAGCCUUAUUGUGUCGCACGCGUGGGUGGGAGCCGCGGGACCCCUCCGCUCGGUGGGAUUCCAUCUGUGGGGAAGAGACACGCAGCAGAUCAUGGUUGUGUUCAGAGCCUUAAUGAAGUCUGAUCCCUCACUUAGGAGGGGUGUGUGUGCGUAUCGUGUCACGGAAGAACCAAGUGCUUCUUUUUUAAAGUCGGACUUUAUCCAGGAUGACCCUGUUUCGUUGGGAGGACUUGACUUUGCGCUGUAAUGUCAUGUGGGACCUCAGUGGUGUCAGUGUGUUGUGCCCUGGACUCCAUGGGUCAUGUGGUGUGCAGAAAAAGCCUCAGUGUGUGUGUGUGUGUGUGUGUGUG